GCGGUCGGAGCGGCUGGGAGAGGCCCGGCCACCUCCCCUCUCCCACCCGCGCACUGCCUCGCCCGCGGCGGCUCCAGGCACCGCGCUCUCCGCCCCUGCUGCGCCCGAGGUGGCAGGAACGCGCUCCCGCGGCCAGCGACACAACCGCCAGCCAGCAGCGCGCUCUUCUCCCUAUUCGCCCGGGCAAGCCGCCCAGCAGCCCGCGACCGUCGUCAACUUUGAGCUGUAGGAGAAGCAACUUUGACAGUAGCCGCAGGUUUGGAACCUGCUUCUCCUCGGCAGCAGUUGUGUCUCAAGUCGCUGGGGUGAGGUGGGGCAGGAGUUUCGUUUGAGCAUCUGCGCUGCGUCUGACUGUUUGCAACCUGUUUCCAGUGAGCAGGGAGAGGGACUGUGACUGCCAGUCGUCUGGGAGAGGGGGACUUGUUUUGCUUUCCCUCUGGAGACCUGGGCUUGCAACUGGAUAAAGCCGUGUGGAAAGGAUGUAAAUAAGCCGAGCAACUGUUACAAGAAGGCAGCCAUCCGAAGGCAGGGAGGAGCGUGGGGCUUCGUUCCUUCUCCCCAUUUGCAGCAUUAAUCAACGGCGAGGUGUUAGUUGCAACUUUUCAAGGUCAACCACCAAGAGUAGUCAUUAUCUCUGUGAACCUUGAGGGUACGCCUCACUGGGAUUGGAUUUGUCUGACAAAUGCACUGGAUGCCAAACGAGGAAGUAUUGUAGGGGUGUGUGUGUGUGUGUGUGUGUGUGUGUGUGUGUGACCCCGGGACGGGACGCCUCCUGGUAAUCUCCAGUCCCUUGUUGCCCGGGCAGGGGUGAGUAUGUGACAUGUGUCUAACUCUCGACAGGAACUUGGGCAGCAGGUGCCGGUCCUGAGCCGGAGCCGCGGCUGCUGGGUGCGCCCUUGCCACGCCAUGCCGGCUACCGGCGCGUUUCUCGUCCGUACGUCAAGGCUGCUGCUUCUGUUACUGCUAAAGGUUUCUGCCUCUUCUGCCCGGGGGUCCGCCCCUGCGGUCAGGAACCGAACUUGUCUGGGGGAGAGCUGUUCACCUACACUGAUCCAGCGCCGCGGCAGGGACGCUUGGGGGCCGAGAAAUACUGCCGGAGACGUGGUCCGAGCCCGUGCGCCGUGGGAGAAACCCGAGGCGGCCGCGCUGGGGGCGCCCUCCUGGGACCCACCUGCUGCCCCAGGCAGUUACCCAGGUGCGGGGAGAGGGGCGGAGGCAGCCGCCGCCGAACCCUCGGGACCUCCGACCAGGCCUCCUAGCCCCUGGAGGUGGAAAGGGGGCCGGGGUCAGGAAUUCCCUGAAACUCUGGGGAGAGGGGACCCUACGGCCCUCCAGCUCUUACUUCAGAUCUCACAGGAAGAUGAGAAGAAUCCCAGGAGCCCUGGCAUUUCCGGGUGGAGCCCGGAGCAGAGAGUGAGGACGGUGCCUGGACCCAGUGAUCUCUUCUACUGGCCCAGGAGGGCCGGGAGACUCCAGGAUUCCCACCAGAAGCCCCCACCCAAGACGGUCAAGGAACUGGCCGGGCACCAAGGGCGGACAAUUGCACCUCCUGGCCGGGCACUGGCCCAGAACGGGUCCUCGGGGGACGGGGCCCACGAGCGCGGGGGCGUCCGCCGGGGGAACAGCACCAGCCGGCGCGUGCGAGUGAAGAACCCCUUCUACCCGCUGACCCAGGAGUCGUACGGCGCCUACGCGGUCAUGUGUCUGUCGGUGGUGAUCUUCGGCACCGGCAUCAUUGGCAACCUGGCGGUGAUGUGCAUCGUGUGCCACAACUACUACAUGCGGAGCAUCUCCAACUCCCUGCUGGCCAACCUGGCCUUCUGGGACUUCCUCAUCAUCUUCUUCUGUCUUCCCCUCGUCAUCUUCCACGAGCUCACCAAGAAGUGGCUGCUGGAGGACUUCUCCUGCAAAAUUGUGCCCUAUAUAGAGGUCGCCUCCCUUGGAGUCACCACCUUCACCUUGUGCGCUCUGUGCAUAGACCGCUUCCGCGCGGCCACCAACGUGCAGAUGUACUACGAGAUGAUGGAGAACUGCUCUUCCACCACGGCCAAACUCGCCGUGAUCUGGGUGGGCGCUCUGCUGCUGGCGCUUCCGGAGGUGGUUCUCCGCCAGCUGAGCAGGGAGGACCUGGGGUUCAGCGGCCGGGCUGCCGCGGAGAGGUGCGUGAUAAAGAUCUCCCCGGACCUGCCGGACACCGUGUACGUGCUGGCGCUGACCUACGACAGCGCGCGGCUCUGGUGGUACUUCGGCUGCUACUUCUGCCUGCCCACGCUCUUCACCAUCACCUGCUCGCUGGUGACCGCCAGGAAAAUCCGCCAAGCGGAGAAAGCCUGCACCCGCGGGAACAAGCGGCAGAUUCAGCUGGAAAGCCAGAUGAACUGCACCGUGGUGGCCCUGACCAUUUUAUACGGAUUCUGCAUUAUCCCCGAAAACAUCUGCAAUAUCGUCACCGCCUACAUGGCCACCGGGGUUUCCCAGCAGACGAUGGACCUCCUGAACAUCAUCAGCCAGUUCCUCCUGUUCUUCAAGUCCUGUGUCACCCCCGUGCUGCUCUUCUGUCUCUGCAAACCCUUCAGCCGGGCCUUCAUGGAGUGCUGCUGCUGCUGCUGCGAGGAGUGCGUCCAGAAGGCCUCCACGGUGACCAGCGACGACAACGACCACGAGCACACCACGGAGCUGGAGCUCUCGCCCUUCAGCACCAUCCGCCGGGAGAUGUCCACCUUCGCCUCGGUGGGGACUCACUGCUGAGGACCGGUCCUCGUCUGGACAGAUUCGUUUAUUGAUUUUCAUAUUCUGUGGAAGUUUUUACUUCAUAUUUUUCCUUAUAGGGAAAAAAAAACGCCUAACAAAAAAAAAAAAAAAGGAGCGAGAGAAAGAAAUAUUAACUACUUGUAGAAACGAUUUUGCAAAUUAAUAUCUGUGCUUUGAAAAAAAAUGUUUCUAUUUAGUUGUUUAAGAGGAACAAUGAGGCCACUAGUCUGGGUCAUUUUAUCUGGUACGGUGCUAAUAUUUUACCUGAAAAAGUUAUUGCACCUUAACUUAAUUAAUUGCUAAUCCUUUUUCCUUUCUUUUAAAAAUAUCAUUAUUGUAUGUUGUUUAUAGCCAUGUGAUUUUCUAGCUUAUUUUACGUUUGAGUUGUGAUUGGAAGUAUAUAUUGUAUAUGGUACCGUGAGAUGAUUUGUACUUAGAACCAUUCACAAAGUAGCACCAAAUAAAUCACAUUUUAUUCUUUAA
Messenger RNA from Nycticebus coucang (slow loris), 3234 nucleotides. RefSeq names its product G protein-coupled receptor 37 (gene GPR37). The record is from RefSeq and is a predicted model, not a curated record. NCBI's taxonomy places the organism in Eukaryota, Metazoa, Chordata, Mammalia, Primates, Lorisidae. The transcript has 2 exons. Gene Ontology annotation, cellular component: plasma membrane; signaling receptor complex. Gene Ontology annotation, molecular function: G protein-coupled peptide receptor activity; prosaposin receptor activity. Gene Ontology annotation, biological process: adenylate cyclase-inhibiting G protein-coupled receptor signaling pathway; positive regulation of MAPK cascade. The coding region runs from base 907 to 2748 and encodes 613 amino acids.